This is a messenger RNA of Ostreococcus lucimarinus CCE9901, 978 nucleotides long. RefSeq lists its product with no specific name. Lineage: Eukaryota; Viridiplantae; Chlorophyta; Mamiellophyceae; Mamiellales; Bathycoccaceae. The annotation marks the transcript as partial. The record is from RefSeq and is a predicted model, not a curated record. The transcript has a single exon.
GUGUGGAUCACGGGGGCGUCGCAGGGGCUCGGAGAGGCGACGGCGCGCGCGUGCGCGAGACUCGGGGCGAGGGUGGUGGUGUCGGGACGACGCGCCGAGCGGUGCGCGGAAGUCGCGGAGGAGUGCGCGCGGUUGGGAGCGGCGAGCGCGAAAUGCGUGGUGUUUGACGUGUGCGGAACGCGGAGCGAGCUGAGCGAAGCGUGCGAGAGGGCGUUCGAGGCGGCGGGUGGGACGGUGGAUGUGUUCGUGAACGCCGCGGGCGGGUCGCAGGCGUGCAGCGCUUUGGCGGGCGACGACGAAGACGUGGACAAGGCGUUGUUUCAAUUAAACGCGAUCGGGGCGAUUUCUCUGACGAAGGAAGUCGCGAAGCGAAUGGUCGCCGCGGCGCGUCGGCGAAAGGCGGGCUCGAUCGCGCCGAAGAUUGUCGGCGUGUGUAGCGUCGCGAGCAAAGUUCCGGCGCCGGGCCAGUCCGUGUACGCCGCGGCGAAAUCGGCGUAUGCUGCGUUUUUAAACUCGUUGCGCUCUGAAAUCGCGAACACGGGCGUGAAGGUGGUGUGUGUGUACCCAGGUCCGAUCGCGACGGGGAUGAACGGCCAAGAGCGCGUCAUAUUUCGCAAGAAUAUGGCGGAUUCCACGCCGUCGCCGAGCGCGUCAAAAACGGCAAUUUCGCGAACGGCCGCGCGACCGCCGUCCACGAAAGGUCGCAUGAACGUCGAUUACGUCGCCGCGCGCAUCGUACGCUCUGCGCUCGCCGACGUCGACGAGCUCGUCUUGGCGCCACAGCCCAUCAUGGCGUUGACGUAUUGCGUGCGUUUCUUCCCGACGCUCGCCUACGCCGCGCUCGACGUCAUCGGUCCCAAGCGCGCGCGCCGCGCGGACGCGGGCGAGAACAUGUACGAUUUGCUCGAAAAGACGCGUGAGAUUUUAGAAUCCAUCGGCGACGUCGAUUCGAAGGAUUCAAAAGGUAAAUUAGCAUAA